This is a messenger RNA of Ananas comosus (pineapple), 2432 nucleotides long. RefSeq names its product pentatricopeptide repeat-containing protein At1g11710, mitochondrial-like. Bases 54 to 2036 code for a protein of 660 amino acids. The record is from RefSeq and is a predicted model, not a curated record. NCBI's taxonomy places the organism in Eukaryota, Viridiplantae, Streptophyta, Magnoliopsida, Poales, Bromeliaceae. Gene Ontology annotation, molecular function: protein binding. The transcript has a single exon. Gene Ontology annotation, cellular component: chloroplast.
CUCCUCCUUCCCCAAAUUUCUCCCUCCGCCAUUAACGAACUCCGCAAUGCUCUAUGCUUGCUCCCGCACUCCGUCUCCUUCGACGAAGCAAACCCCUCCACUCCAGUAACCCAAGGUGCGGUCUCCACUUCCCUCCUCUCCCCCCUCUCCCCAACGACGACGAGGUCAUAGUCGAAUCCAUCUCCAGGAACCUCCGCCACCACAAAUGGAGCUUCCUACAACGAUUCUCCCCGAUUCUCACCGAUUCAAUCGUUCGUCGCGCCGUUCUUCGAUCCCGAGGUUCGCCGGAAUCGGCGCUGGGUUUCUUCAAUUGGGUGGAAAGGGAAAAGGGGCCCAAAAAUGGCUCUUUUCUCAGUUUGGAGACCCAUUCGAUCAUGAUCCAUGUGUUGGUUUCUUCGAGAAAGUUCGAAGAAGCUGUUUUUCUCAUGAAGCGGUUGAUGCGGCGAGAUGGUGUCUCUGUUUUGGAGCUUUUGGGAUCUUUGGGUAAGAGUUUUAGGGUUUGUAGUUCGGUUCCUGAUGUUUACGAUGCGUUAAUUAGGGCUUGCACUCAGAUUGGUGCUUCUGAAGAUGCCUAUUUGGUGAUCGAGAACUUGCGGUUGAAAGGUUUCCGGGUUUCGAUUCAUGCGCGGAAUAACUUUUUGAAUCAUCUCCUGGUGGCAAAAUGUGAUCUUUCAGGGUUUUGGAAGAGGUAUAGGGAAAUGCUUUCUUUUGGGUAUGCUGAAAAUGUGAACACUUUCAAUUUGAUCAUCUACGCCUUGUGUAAACAGAGCAGAGUUUGGGAGGCCUUCUCGGUUCUGUAUCGAAUGCUGAAGAAGGGGAUUUCUCCUAAUGUUGUUAGUUUUAAUAUGCUUGUAGAUGGAUUUUGUAGGAAUCGUGAAGUCGAUAUCGCUCUCAAACUUAUGCAUCAUAUGUCCAUUUUGUCAGGGAUGAAUGUUGAGCCUAAUUCUAUUACUUACAAUAGCAUAAUUAACGGGCUUUGCAAGGUUGGGAGAUCGACUAGUGGCGAGGAAAUUGUUAGGGAAGAUAUGAUUGGAAAAAGGAUACUGCCUAAUGUCAGAACUUUUGCAACUCUUAUCGAUGGUUAUGCGAGGGAAGGCAAACUCGAAGAGGCUCUUCGAUUGUUUAAUGAGAUGGUGGAAAAAGGCUUCGUGCCUAAUACAGUCGUAUAUAAUUCGCUCAUGAAUUGGCUUUUUAAGCAGGGAUAUGUCGAAGAGGCUUGUCUUUUAUUAUCCGACAUGAGAGAGAAUCAUGCGCCUCCAGACCAACACACGCAUGCGAUUGUUGUUGAUGGUUGUUGUAGAAAUGGGUUAGUCUCAGAGGCUGUAGGAUAUCAUAAGCAAAUAAGGGAGCAGAAGUUUGUCGAGGAUGUUGUUUCUUUUAAUAGUCUCAUCAACUAUUUGUGUAAGAAUGGGAGGAUCAAAGAGGCAAAUCAAUUGGUCGGCAGCAUGAUAGCUUGUGGUUUGACACCUGAUAUCUUUACAUAUAGUACAUUAAUAGAUGGAUACUGCAAGGAGAAGAGUAUAGAUGAAGCUAUUUGUAUAUAUGAUGGCAUGGUGAGGGAAGGGCAUAAACCUAACAUCGUGACAUAUAAUUCAAUUCUUAAUGGGCUAUGCAAAGAUGGGUCUUUAGAUGUAGCAAGAACCGUAGUUGACGAGCUUAGAAGAGCAGGGGUGUUGCUUGAUGUUAUUUCAUACAGCACAUUGUUCAAUGGAUGUUUAAGCCACCAAAUGAUUGAUGAAGCAUUUUCUGUGUGUUAUGAAAUGAGAAGAGUUGGCAUCGAGGUUAAUACAGUCACUUACAAUGCCUUAAUAAAUUUCCUCUGCAAGAUUGGCUGCUUUCAACGAGCAAAAGAGCUUCUGAAACUGAUGUUUGAUACAGGUCAGCUACCUGAUCAAAUUACUUACACUAUUGUGAUUACUGCAUUCAGUAGGAACUGUAAUCAGAAUGAAGUUAUUGAAUUGCAUGAUUUCAUGGUGCUUAGAGGAGUCACUCCUGGUGAUUAUACAUACAACACUGUAACGAGGUUGCUUAUCUGAAUACAACAUGCAAUUGCUGGUUAUUACAAUGAUUAUUAGCAUAAAUCAUGUAAGUUAAUACUGAUGUUGCUGAUUGUUGGCAUUGGAUACACAGAAAUGGGAAAAAUUUGUAUACUGGUCUUAGAUUUGUUCGUAAAGUUGGUAUAGUGUGCAACAACAUCCCUACUAAGUUGAGAAAAGGAAGAAGUGCAAAAUUAGAAAGAGAUAGAAGAAAAAGGAUUUUGGUGUGCAAGAGAAACUCAGGCCUCGCUUGGUAUUGUUGUAAUUAUUCUAUUUUUUAAAGCAGAAUCUCUAUAUGAAAUAGUGUCGGAAGGGAUGGUAGAUUGCUUGCAAUCCUUGCCUCCAAGGCAUUUGUUUGGCAACAAAAUAUAAAAAUUUGGAAGUAACCUUUUUUUU